CGCUCGCGUGAGCUCGCUAUGAACUCGCAGACAGAGAUUUGCAAACUGCACGUAUAUACUUUAACUGCAUUAAUAGAUAUUUAUCCUGUCUGGUUUAUUUGUGCUCUUUAUCUUUAAUCUUCAUAUUGUCAUUUUUAUGUAAACAUAAACUUUACUGGUGAAAAGUAGCACAGCGCGAGCGAUCUCGAGUCUAUUCAAGUUACAGUGCAUCUGUCAGAUCUGUUGUUUCUUUUGAGGCGUGGGAUUGUAAAGAGGAACGUGGACUGGUGCUGUGUUGCAGAACAAUAGAGAGAAGCACGACAUAACACAUCCUUAGAAACUCAUCCUGAAAUGAUGCAGUAAUAAAAAGAUACUGGAUGUGAUUAUAAUAUCCUGUAUUUGACUCUAGUACUAAAAGUUUGAACUCUUAUACCGACUGAACAGCUCUCUUGGCCAUAACUUGAAACAUCUAGGUGCACCCAAGGCCCCAUGGAGAAACCUGUGAGCCCCAGUCAGGUGCGUCUGGAUCGUGUAUCCUCUAAUGUUUUAAAGGACUUGUUUAACACCAGUAGCCACAGCACGCUGCUUCAGAAAGAGACCGAUAGGGAAGAGAGGCGUCCCAAAAGAGCGCAAAGAGUCUCCACAGCAACACACAAGGGUGGACACCGGCCAACCCUUGAACCACUCGUGACAAGUGGCCUGGGCAUUGGUUGCAGAGAUGCAAGGCACACUCAGUCAGUUUUUUCCUGUUUCUCUACCAGCAGUACCAGACAAUUGAACAAUAUUGCUGUGCAGGGCAGCAUCAUCCACCUGUCCCCUUGCCCCAAGCCCAAGAACAGUUGCCCGGCCACUUUCCGUGGUACAAAACUGCCCCAGCUGUACAGAGGAUGCCCUGCUGGUCGUGAUGGGGAGAACUCAGUCAAGAAGUUGUGCAUACUUACUGCUAUAAAGCCAUCUAAUGUGGAGAAAGAGCGGGCCAGGUUUUUUAAAUCAGACUUUAACUACAAUCCUCAGUUUGAGUACAGCAACCCCGUCUCAGCACAAGUUCUGGCAAGGCAUAGCAACACUUCAGACCGCUUCAUCCCACAGGCUGUGCGGAUCAUGGAGUCGGCUUUGCUGAAAUACGGAUCAUAUGAGAAGUUUGAGCAAGCUACAGGAGGAAACCUCCUCACCAAGAGCCGCAUCUGGUACCAUGUCAAAAAGUACAUGGAAAAGGAAGGAUGUAUGGGAGAGAUUGUGGUUAAUCUUACCGAUGAUCUGCUGUCCAGAGCAUCAAUGACUGUGGUGAAUGGCAGGCCUACCCUUACCAUAAACAUCUGUGCUGCCAGAGAGCAGUGGCUAGAAGGAAUGCUGAGACAUGAGAUCGGUACACACUACUUCAGAGGCAUCAACAACAGUCACCAGCCGUGGAGCAGCAGCGUGGGCAGAAAAAAACACAACCUACGACCCAUCAACCCCACUGAAGAGGGGCUGGCCAGCAUUCACAGCGUGCUCUUCCGCAAGGACCCAGUCCUAUGGCGGGCCGCAUUAUUGUACUACACCGUACACAAAGCCAGCCAUAUGUCCUUCUCACAGCUGUUUCACGACCUGGGCCGAUUUGUCCAUGACCCAAACACGAGGUGGGACUACUGUGUCAGAGCCAAACGCGGACAGACAGACACAGCACAGCCAGGUUGUUUCAGUAAGGACCAGGUUUAUCUAGAUGGUAUUCUGAAGAUCCUCAGAUACAGAGACAAGAUUGACUUUCAUCGUCUUAUGGCCCUAGGAAAGGUAUCUUAUGAGGAUGUGGAUCGUCUGAAGGGUCUGGCUCUGAUGGAGCGUGUACGCAUUCCUCACUUCCUUCAGGACAGAGCACGCUACACAGAACAGCUCCACAAAAUCAUGAAGGUCAACCAGAUAACCGACGAAGAGCUAUGCACACUUAUCUGAGCAUGUGACCUUUGACCUAAGUGAGGUCAGUGAUGGGUUUGGGACAAAUAUCAAUAUAUAUUUUUUUUUUAAUAAAGUGCUCUGAAUAAAUAUCCCUGCUCCCAGCGCUGCUACUUUAUGUCUCCUUGAGGUGGCGCUCAACACAUAAAUGAGGUAAACAUGAACAUUAGUUAGCUACUAUUAGAGGUUAGGAUGCGAUUAAAAUAAUAAAUGCCCCAGCCACAAUAAAGUCCAAUGUCUGGAUCCACUUUUAAUUUUAUACCAUUGAUGGGACAAACAGUAUUGCAAGAACUGCCUGGGUAAAGUACAGGGCCAAUACCACGAACAUACAAUGCCUAUUCACCCUGAUCUUAUUGAGAAAAUGGAGGAUGCUUAUGUUACAAGUCAACGAGCAGCCGUGAAUGCAAUGUUUAAAGUGAAACUUUAUUUCUUAUUCCCAAGAAGAGAUGCCAGUAUUGUGAAGUCAAUGGUUGUAUGUAUUUGCAAGGACCUUCGCCCAUAAUGCAUGGUCGAAAAUGGUUUUUGCCAAGUCCUGAAAACACUGGAACCAAGGUAUGAAAUACACAGAGUGCACAGAUGGUUGCACAAACGUGUGAUGGUUGGACUUCAUGGGCCACAGAGUCCUACAUGACAAUCACUGCCCAUUUGAUUGAUAGCCCAUUUGAUUGAUAAUGAGUGAGAAAUGCGAGAAGAGAUAAGAGAAAACCUGCACUUAAAGGGAUAGUUCACCCAAAAAUAAAAAUGAUUGAAGUAAAUAGUGCUCAUAAACGGUUAGGUUACAAACAUUCCAUUAAAAUAUCUUCGUGUUUAUCAGAAAAAAUAUAUUUAUACAGGUUUGUAACAACAUGAUUAGGGCCCUAUAAUUUCCGCGAUCACGGAAUCGCGGACGGAAUCGCGGAAUUGGCCAAAUAACACGGACUCUAGUAUUAACGCGGAAUUUUGCGGAAUUUUACAUAUUUUGAAUAAAAUUUUGUUUUUGUGUGGGAGACGAACGUAUGUCUGGGGGAAAUGCAGACCGGGGGAAGUAAAUCUGGGCGACACGCCCCUCCCGUCGUUUCAUUUACAUUUUAAUCAUUAACAUUAAAGGCACACUUUUUUAUGACUAAAAUAACAGUAAAGGGUAAAAAAUAUAUUUGCCAAAAAUUAAAACGGAUAAAACGGAAUUUGCAAAAAUUAAAACGGAGAAAACGGAAUUUGGGAAAAAAUAAAACGGAAUUUGGGAAAAAAUAAAACGGAUUUUAUAGGGCCCUACAUGAUGGUGGGUAAAUGAUUACAGAAUUUUUAUUUUUGGGUGAACUAUCCCUUUAACAUUUUCACGGCCAUUUUGUUUUCAUAGUUAGACAGAUAUUAUGAUGUAUCAUUAUAUGAUUGCUAGCAAUAUACAGCUAUAAUAUGUAUUGCGAGCAGUGUUGGGGAAAGUUACUUUAAAAAGUUAUGCAUAACAAUAUUAAGUUACUCCCCCAAAAAAGUAACUAAUUGUGUCACCUUAGUUACUUUUCAUGGAAAGUAAUACUUUUAAGUUACUUUUGCGUUACUUUUUCUUACUUGGCUAAGACUUGAUCUCUUUCAUUUGCAUAUUUCCAUCUCAAAAAUAUCAAGUUCUAGCGUGCCAUAUCCAUUUCUGACUCAAACUGUUCUCGCUCAGGCGCACACGCAUAGAUUGCGUAAUUCUACGUGACUCAUUCAGUUUAAUUCAAUACAUUUUUUUAUCAAACAAAUUAAUUAAACUGAGAAGUAACUUGUAUUACUUUUUUAAAAAAGUAACUCACAUAAUAAUGUGUACAUUUAUAAAGUAAUGCGUUACUUUAUGCGUUACUUCAGAAAAGUAAUAUUAUUACAUUAUGCACGUGACUUGUAAUACGUUACCCCCAACACUGAUUGCAAGUACCAUACUGUAUCGUGAUGUCGUGAUUCCCACCCCUAGUCAGUGACCUCACCAACAUGCUGUGAUCAAACACCCAUAACUGAACAAGCAUCUCUUUUUUUGUAAUUUUCUUUGUAACUUUUCUAUCAAUUUUUUGUCUUUGUGCCUGUCUACAUUCAAUAUUUGUGCACUUUAAUUUUCACAACCCAGUUGCACCUAAAUCUACUUGUAAUUUUAGCACUCGUUGACAGUUUCGAACAGAAAAGAAAUCAGUAUAGUUAUUCAGGAGUCAUUUAUGGUGUUCUUUAAUAUCAACUUUGGGAACAGAUAAUUCAGCCGAUACAAAGCACAAAGUCCAUUAAACAGAAGAUAAACUAUACUGUCAUCAAAUCAGGUCUACAAACAUUUCUGUUUGAUUUUCAGGAUGUUUUUGUGUAUUUGUGACAUUUAAAUUUUUCUUAGUUCAGGGUGAUUAAAUGUUGAAAUCUGGUUUAAUCUUCUGGGUGCCAAGAUGCAGGCAUUUAUUUUCAGAUGAAGUGUCCUUUAUGAAAACAGACAAUUGAGUGAGUCAAUGUCAAAAUUUCCCAAAUAACUUCUCACGCCCAUUGACACAACAUGCUGUGAUUGUAUUUUAUGAGCAAUUUGAGCUGCUCUGUUCCUGUUUUUUCCAUCCUUUAAUUGUCAUUUUGAAAAUGAAAUAUUUUCAAUCAGAUAAGGUGUAUUCAGUGGUCUAUAGGAAAGUAUGUUAAAUUCCAAUGAAAUAAAACAUUGAUUCCAUUUUUUGUCCUUUUUUUCUGCCAUACAAGUAUCACUCAAAGUUUGUUGACUUUGUUUUUAUAAAUUGGCUUCAUGUCAGAUAUAAAGCAGUGAUAAAAAAAUUGAAUCUAAUGCCACAAUAAGUACAUGUAUCCACAGGACACUAGACAUCUGGCCUUCAAACAAUUCAUGUCAGCAGUUUACAAGUGAGCA
Messenger RNA from Paramisgurnus dabryanus, 4741 nucleotides. It is a transcript of the gene matcap2, whose product is annotated as microtubule associated tyrosine carboxypeptidase 2. The record is from RefSeq and is a predicted model, not a curated record. NCBI's taxonomy places the organism in Eukaryota, Metazoa, Chordata, Actinopteri, Cypriniformes, Cobitidae.